AAACAAUAAAGAUAAUUUAAAAAAUUUACUCUUAACUUUAUCUUAACCGACUAAACACAACAUGGCAGCCUUGACCUAGUUCUUCGCUGUGCACGAGCAUGAGACUAUACCUGCCUCUUCUCGGGGACACCCAGGCAGCAAGGACGACAUAUUACUCGAAGGAAUAGUGGUGAAGAUGAUUUCAUAAAUUAAAUUUAAUUAUAAAAGGGUAAUUUGAGCAUUACAAAAAUUUUAAACACUCAAAUGAGAAUAUUUUUCGAAAUUAAUUGACAGAACGUUAAGAAGGAGAUCUUUCUUUAACGGCCAAAAGUUCAGAGGGAUCCAUUUCUUAACGUCGAAUUAGGAUCUAUUUCUAGUGGAGUGAUGGAGUCUUGGGGCAGGAGAGGAGUGCAAAUAACAAGUGUGAUGACCUCACGUGAGAGCACCCUCAACGCAUAGGCAAAAUCCAAAAUAUUUCCUAACUCGCAUUUCGCAUACUCUAUUAGGCGAUGUAACCAAGAGAGCCUCGUCCUCUCCGCCAUUCCCUUCUCUUCACUCCUCUUUUAACACUUCUCAGUUCUCCCCGGCCAAAGCUACCUCAGAUACAAAGACUUAUACAGAGAGGGAGCGAGAGACAGAGAAACACAGGACUCACCUCAGUAGCUUCCUCAAUGGCUUCUUCUAUCGUUUUUAGGGUUUCUCCAACCUACAACACCAUCUCAUUCUCAUCUUCUAUUUCCAAUGGCCUUCCAUUGCCUUCCCGCCUUUCCAGAUUCCACAUUAGGCCGCGCCGGAAGAUCCCUACCGUCCACGCCAAGAUCAGAGAGAUCUUCAUGCCUGCCCUCAGCUCCACCAUGACGGAAGGCAAGAUCGUAUCUUGGGUCAAAUCCGAAGGUGACGUUCUCUCCAAAGGUGACAGCGUUGUCGUCGUUGAGUCUGACAAGGCCGAUAUGGAUGUCGAGACAUUCUACGAUGGAAUUCUUGCUGCAAUUGUAGUCGGAGAAGGCGAGACUGCUCCUGUUGGUGCCCCGAUUGGAUUGCUCGCUGAAACGGAAGAAGAAGUCGCAGAAGCUAAAGCUAAGGCUGCUUCUUCUAAGACUGGCCCUUCGAGCCCACCGCCUGCAGCACCUUCACCUCCUCCACCUUCUCCUGCACCUUCUGCUUCCUCUCCUUCGCCUCCUCCUCAAUCGCCGUCGCCUCCCCCUGUCUAUGAUGGGCCGAGGAAGAUUGUCGCUACUCCAUAUGCAAAGAAGCUCGCCAAGCAGCAUAAGAUCGAUAUUGGAUUGAUCGUUGGGACCGGACCGUUUGGUCGGAUAACGCCAUCUGAUGUCGAGUCUGCUGCGGGAAUUGGACCUUCCAAGAGUAGCAUUAGCAAUGUAGGUUCUGCAAAUGCUUCUCCUUCUCCUGCUCCUCCAGUUGCUGCUACUGCUACCGCUGCUUCUGCUUCUCCUGCAAUGCCUCCUCCAAUUCCUGGCUCUACUGUUGUCCCCUUCACAACCAUGCAAGCAGCUGUCUCAAAGAACAUGGUGGAAAGCCUCUCGGUACCUACUUUCCGCGUUGGAUAUUCUGUGACAACUGACGCCCUUGAUGCUUUAUACGAGAAGGUGAAACCGAAGGGAGUAACCAUGACCGCAUUGUUAGCAAAAGCCGCAGCUAUGGCGCUUGUGCAACAUCCAGUUGUGAAUGCGACCUGUAAAGACGGGAAAAGUUUUACAUAUAACAGCAAUAUAAAUAUAGCAGUGGCGGUGGCUAUUAAUGGUGGACUGAUAACUCCUGUUCUUCAGGAUGCAGAUAAGUUGGAUCUUUAUCUGCUUUCUCAAAAAUGGAAAGAGCUCGUACAGAAAGCUCGAGCUAAGCAACUUCAACCCCAUGAGUACAAUUCAGGCACGUUCACUCUUUCCAAUUUGGGCAUGUUUGGAGUUGACAGAUUUGAUGCAAUUCUUCCCCCAGGCCAAGGGGCUAUUAUGGCGGUUGGAGCAUCAAAGCCCACAGUUGUGGCAGAUGCAGAUAGAUUCUUCAGUGUGAAUAGCAAAAUGCUGGUGAAUGUUACAGCUGAUCACCGAAUAAUCUAUGGUGCUGACUUGGCAGCUUUCCUUCAGACAUUUGCAAAGAUUGUUGAGAAUCCAGAGAGCCUAACAUUGUAGACGACAAUUUUGGUUUAUGUUGACUAAGAUGCAGUUAUCUUGGACCUGCCGGUUUUGUAUUGGAUGAAAAGCCAUGAUGGAGUUCUGUGGCACACAAAUGGUCCAUGGCUGAGGAGUUGGUUUGUAGCUGUCAUGGUAGAAGUCUUGCAGAUGUUUGAUGUUUUAUUGUAUGUUAUACUUGUUCAGAGUUUCAGACUUGUUAAGAAAAGUUGCUAGUACGCUAUCCAUGAAAAAAAGUUGCUAGUACGCUGUAUUCUUCUCACAUGUCGAUCAUGCUUUCAAUAAGGGUUGGGAUAACAACUUGAAAAUCCUCCCAUGAAAAUCCGUUCUAGUUUUUUUUUUUUUGAUGAAUAAACAAUCCAUUCUAGUUUUCAUGACAA
Messenger RNA from Nelumbo nucifera (sacred lotus), 2503 nucleotides. It is a transcript of the gene LTA2, whose product is annotated as 2-oxoacid dehydrogenases acyltransferase family protein. Gene Ontology annotation, molecular function: dihydrolipoyllysine-residue acetyltransferase activity. Gene Ontology annotation, biological process: pyruvate decarboxylation to acetyl-CoA. Gene Ontology annotation, cellular component: pyruvate dehydrogenase complex; chloroplast thylakoid; chloroplast envelope. Lineage: Eukaryota; Viridiplantae; Streptophyta; Magnoliopsida; Proteales; Nelumbonaceae. The record is from RefSeq and is a predicted model, not a curated record.